AUGUCCAAACAACUACCGACCAUCAAAGAGGUUAUUCGAGUAUUGUCCACUUACAACGGAAGAGACAAGGUCAUUCGGUACGCUUUUUAUCGUUUUUACACUUUUUAAACAAUGAUUUUUAAAGUUCAUUUUGGCUUUAUUAACAAGAAUUUCAAGGAAAAAAUUUCAGAUGCCUCUAUUUCUCAUUAAUAAUAAUGUCGACCAAAGUGGCUAGUCCAGAAAUCGCAAAACAGCUUUUUGCAUUGGCCAAAGAAUUGUCCAAAUCACGGCUGAUCUUCCGUCAACUCAACAUACCAUCAUUGUUCCACUCCGCCUCCAAAGUGCCAGAAGACAUGGAGCACACCAAAGACCCUAUUGACAGUACCUUAGCUGGUGCUGUUACCUACAUCUUCAGUGUCCAAAAUGUGAUCGAGUUGUUGGCCUACCUAUCUGACCAUAAGUUGGUCAAUGUAGAUACUGGCAAAUGGUUUAGAUGGGCCUUGUACUUGUGGGUAUUCGCCAUGUUCAACGGCCUCAUCAGGCUAGCAUGGAAGCUGCACCAGACAAAUAAACGAAGGGAACGGAACGAAAUCUCCGAGAAAACAUACGAAGACAUCACAAAGAAUGAUAGGAUUGCCAUUUUGGGAUUGGGGUCCGACUUUAUUGCUGGUGUUGGCACCUUACCCAUCAACUUCUUAUGGGCCGGAAAGUUGAGUAAAGGGCAACAUGCUGCAUUUUCGUUGAUUGCUUCGGUUGUUGGACUUUACAAGUGCUUUCAGUAA
Bursaphelenchus okinawaensis is the source of this 761-nucleotide messenger RNA. The record is from the annotation of a GenBank genome assembly. NCBI's taxonomy places the organism in Eukaryota, Metazoa, Nematoda, Chromadorea, Rhabditida, Aphelenchoididae.